AAGAUUUUCUUCAGCAUCAAGCAUCUGCUCUGUGCUUAUUUCCACUGUGAUCUUGGUGCCACGAAUCUCAUUCUUCCUGUUUCCAACACCUCUCACCUGCAGAUGUUCUCUUUCCAGUGCCACUAAUUAAGGAACCAACUUUUCAUUUCUUUUCCUCAGUGGCAAUGGCAAGAAUUCGGAUUACGAGUGCAAUCAUAAUACUCUUUGUUAUGAUUCAGACUGGAUUCUUACUCUUCAUGUAUGCCCGGUACUGUAGCUUCAUGCCUCAAUCUGAAGAAAAACCAUCUCAAGUCCACAUCCUCAUUCUCUCCUCCUGGAGGUCAGGAUCUUCUUUUGUCGGUCAACUUUUCAGCCAGCACCCCAGCGUCUUCUACCUGAUGGAGCCUGCAUGGCAUGUGUGGGUUACAAUGUACCAGAGCAGUGCCAAAGUCUUGCACAUGGCAGUGCGGGACUUAGUCAGGUCUGUCUUUCUGUGUGACAUGUCUGUGUUUGAUGCCUACAUGCCCUGGAAAAGAAACUUAUCCGAUCUCUUUCAGUGGGCAGUGAGUCGGGCUCUGUGUUCAGCUCCUGCUUGUGACUCUUUUCAACGUACAGACAUAACCAGUGAAAUGGCGUGCAAGACUCUUUGUGGCCGGUACCCAUUCAGCAAAGUGGAGGAAGCCUGUAAAACCUACAGCCACAUUGUCAUCAAGGAGGUCCGAUUCUUUGACUUGAAGGUUCUCUACCCACUUCUUACCGAUCCUUCUCUGAACCUCAAAAUUAUUCACUUGGUCCGUGACCCCAGGGCAGUUGUCAAGUCACGGGAACAAUCAGUCAAAGCAUUAGCCCGUGACAAUGGGAUUGUUUUGAGUACCAAUGGCACUAAAGUUGAAGACAGCAAAUAUAAAGUAAUGCAAGAAAUUUGUAGAAGUCAUGUUCAGAUUUAUGAAACAGCUACUCUAAAACCCCCUAGUUUCCUUAAAGAUCGCUAUCUAAUGAUCCGUUUUGAAGACCUGGUAAGAGAUCCUUUAUCAGAAAUCUCAGAAAUGUAUAAAUUUGCCGACCUUAGUUUGACCCCCACACUCAAAAGCUGGAUCUAUAAUAUCACACAUGGACAGGGACCAGGAAAAAAAAAAGAAGCCUUCAAAAUCACAUCCCGAGAUGCAGUUAAUGUUUCCCAGGCCUGGAGGAAUGUUCUUUCCUUCCAGAAAAUUAAGAAAGUACAGGAAGUUUGCAAAGGUGCUAUAAACAUGCUUGGUUAUCAGCUAGUAGAUUCAGAAAAAGAACAAAGAGAUCUGUCACUGGAUUUAGUGUUGCCAAGGCGACAAAACCAGUUCAGUUGGUCAUCAUUUAAUCCAAAGCACUAAGAUAGUACUCCUGCUCCAAGAGGUUUGGGGCAGGGUGGGAGGGGUGAAGUAUUUAUAGUGCAGUGUAUAGGUAAUUGGAAAAUACUUGAGUAAUGCAUUUAAUUAUCUUCCUGUCUCCUGUUUUUCCAAACUAUGUUUUUUUCUGAAUUUUUUACACUGCAAAACAAAACAAAUGAAAUGCAGCAAGAGACUUGUUAGAUUACAGAUUUACAGCCCAGCUGUGCUGUUUGCAGCAUUGUUUUAAGAAUAUAAUGUAAAUACUUUCUAUUAAAAGAUGAA
Rhea pennata is the source of this 1625-nucleotide messenger RNA. Its product is annotated as carbohydrate sulfotransferase 5-like. Gene Ontology annotation, molecular function: N-acetylglucosamine 6-O-sulfotransferase activity. Gene Ontology annotation, cellular component: Golgi membrane; trans-Golgi network. The coding region runs from base 165 to 1346 and encodes 393 amino acids. NCBI's taxonomy places the organism in Eukaryota, Metazoa, Chordata, Aves, Rheiformes, Rheidae. The transcript has 2 exons. Gene Ontology annotation, biological process: N-acetylglucosamine metabolic process; carbohydrate metabolic process; keratan sulfate proteoglycan biosynthetic process. The record is from RefSeq and is a predicted model, not a curated record.